This is a messenger RNA of Metopolophium dirhodum (rose-grain aphid), 4371 nucleotides long. Its product is annotated as adhesion G protein-coupled receptor E3-like. Gene Ontology annotation, cellular component: membrane. Gene Ontology annotation, molecular function: G protein-coupled receptor activity. The record is from RefSeq and is a predicted model, not a curated record. Bases 239 to 1270 code for a protein of 343 amino acids. The transcript is spliced from 4 exons. Lineage: Eukaryota; Metazoa; Arthropoda; Insecta; Hemiptera; Aphididae. Gene Ontology annotation, biological process: G protein-coupled receptor signaling pathway; cell surface receptor signaling pathway.
ACGACGACCGGUCGCGAAUCGAACGACAUGUCGUCUUAAUACAAAAAUAAUUUAUUCUCGCGAUUUAUUCUCAUCGACCGAUAAUAACAAUACUAUUCGUCACGGUAAUUUUAUUACUAUCACCAAUUAUAUCAUAACAUCCACAUAUAUUACCUAUACGCGUUUCACGAGUUAAAUAUAACCACUGUCGCGAUAAAAAAGUUUCAGCAUACACGCGUAUUUUAGAAGGGUUUCCGAAAUGGAGAGCAUAUACCCGCGACGGGUGCCCGUCAUGGGCAACCUGACGGGCAACGGAUGGACGGUGGCGAGCCAGGAGAGCGUCCUCUCUCUGAUCGUCGUACUCGGUAGCAGCGUGUCCUUGGUCGGACUCAUAUUCGCGUUCAUCACUUACAGUUUGUUUUCCGAUCUGAGGACAAUGUCUGGCACUGCAUUAAUGUACAUGCUGGCAAAUAUGUUUUUGACGCAACUGUUCUAUGUUGUUGGUGUCGGAGGAGUUCAGGAAGAUAAUCUCUGUUUGUGCUUGGCGUUUGGAAUACACUACCUCCGCCUGGCCAUCAUCAGCUGGCUGUGUGUGAUGACGUACGAUAUGUUGAUAACGUUCCGCAACAAUGUGAAUCUCAAUCCUCGACCGGAGCCGGUAAAUGUGCUCAUUUCAAGGUUCGUCAAAUAUAGUUUGUUCGCUUGGGGCGUACCCUCGCUGUCAGUGAUAGCAGCUAGCGUGAUGAGAGUGACCGUGAACCACCAGACCAUCGACAACCUCAACCCGUACAACUGUUGGUUUUUCGAGAAGACCAUCUACAACGUGACGUUCGCCGUGCCGGCGCUGUGCUGUUUCGCGGCCAUCGUCGACUCGCUGGUCCGCAGCUGGCUGACCGCACGGGCCACGGUCGGGCUGCAAGUGGACAAGAAGACCCGGCUGAAGAUGCACCGGAAGCGCACGCUGCAGCUGCACCUGUACGUGAAGAUCGCAACGCUGCUGUUCGCGGUGAACGUGUUCGGUUACGUGGCCAGGAACGGGUCGCCGGCAUCUGACCCGGUGGCGUGGAUCGCGUACAACGUGGGCCACUCGCUGCAGGGCAUACUGGUCGCACUGGCCGUCACGUGCAACUGUCAGGUGCUGAAGAUCUACACGCGGUCGUUCGCCCGGCGGCGGCGCCGGCGGCCGCGCAACGGCAGCGCGACCGCGCUGUUCGACAAACGCGACAACGACAUCAGCGACACGACUUACCUGCAGAACCUCACGUGGGACCCCGUCCCGCUGCCCGUCUAGAGCGUCAUGGUGGACAGCGACGCGGACGAACACGACAGGACUACGCAACUACUAUCAUCCGGCCACGGCCGCGUCCGUCUCCGCCGCGGUCGCGCGUCACCCGAUGAGCGGACAGACAUGGGCGGCUGCGUGAUGAUGGGCUAGAAGGGAGGGAGGGACGCGACAGCAUAUUAUUAUGUAUUAUUAUAUUAUUAUUAUUAUUAUUAUUACUAUUGUAUUAUUGUGUAUUCAUGUAUUAACCAACACCCACACCCGCCACCUACCGACCUACGCACGAUGCCCCCGCCGCUUGAUCAAGCUUAUAAUAUCGUUGCACACGGCCACUUGUCCAUCGGAAAUAAUUCGGUAUAAUAUUCGGAAUAGUGUUUGUCGCGAAGACGUGGGUGCGUGUGCGUAAUAUUAUUAAAAUGUACAAUAUUGUAUAAUAUUAUAGGGACGUAUCAUGUUCUAUGAAAACUACUGUCGAAUCAAUAUUUUAGUAGAUGCAUCAUAAUAUUAUAUAUAGCACAUGCGUUUAUAAAGAAUUUUGAUUCGGGGCCCAAAUAUAUUGGUUGAAAACAAAAUAACCUAUUCAAAUUUAAAAAAAAAAAUCAUUUAUGUUUUAAAUAUUAUGUUGUAUAGAAUAUUGAAAUUUUAUCAAUCAAAAGGUCAACACUGUUAAUUUAAGAUAUUAUUGAGAAAUAAUAUAUUGGCCAUUUACAUAAUAUUGAUAAUGAAAAAUAUACGUAGAACAUUUAGCAUUAUUGUUAGCUCACCGUCCACAAUAUUUAAGCAUUACUACAUUUACACAGGUAAUAAUAGUUAAAGUACCUACUAUGCAAGCGUUUACUGGCUACCUAAAAAUAUACUCAAAUAAAAUAAUGAAUUCAACAAUGGGCCAUUAUAAUAGUAUUAAAAUAUUGAAGUUUAAUAACCACAUAGUAUACUAUAUAUAGGUAGGUAGGUACGAGUCGUAUAAAAAUAAAAAUUUGUCGGUAGGCGUACAUAUAAAUAAAUUACAUCCGAAAUAUGAAAAAAAUGUCAUAAAAUUUGCAGAGAAUAAAACACAAUGUAUGUAGAUUCUUGAUGACUCAUAUAUAUAUAUAUACGAUUACCAAAGCUGUCAAAUCAUCGUAUAGGUACAGCGUACAAAGCGUUUUUGAAUUUCGAUACAAAACAUUAAGUCGUGGACAACCAGACCUUAGAUUUAUGUCACGAUAUUAUUACAUUAUAUAAUUACUAUAAUAUUUUCGCGACCUGUAGUAAUAUCAAAAAUUCGGCUAAUAUCGCAGUCUGCGGUUGAGAUACACGUUGAUCAGUGAUCAAUGAUCGUGCUAUAUUAUAUAGCUAAACCCUUUUCAGUUUGCCGACCAUAUUAUAUAGUGCGUUAUACGCAAAUAAUUAUUAAGUUGGAACUAUUCAUUUUAUUUCAGCCGAAUCAAAUCCCAAUAUUAUGAAUAAACGUUAACCUUGUUUUUACAGUAAUUUGCGUAUAUAUUUUAUUAUAUUAUUAUAUUAUAAUUAUAUUAUAACAUUUAUAAUAUACCUACCUACUAUAAUAUGUACCUGGUACAUUUGUAAUAUAACCUAACAAACACAGCUGUGUUGUAUCAUCUUUAUUACUUCCAUAAUAUAACUAGUAACUACUACCUAUAUUAUAUGUAUAUACUUACCUACCUCUACCUAGUAUCUACAUUAUUAUAAAUGCAUGUCGUAGUAGGUACCUAAAUGAUAUUAUGGUAAUAUAUUUAUCAUCACUUACCUAUAAACUUUUUUUUGUUACUUUAUAUUAUUUUCUUUCUCUUGAACAAUAACACAAUAUGUGCACGAAUAUCUGAUUUAAUUUUAAUACUACGAAAUAUAUGUCAACGAUAAUCAUGUACAAAAUACAUGAAAGUUUAAAUGGAUAAUGUUGUGAUAUUGUAUUUACUAUUUUAUAUAUUCAGUACACAGCGCAGGCACACAAUGGAGUGUUUUGAAUCUCACGAUUUUACUACCAUUUUAAUCCAUUAAAUUGAUUCGAAGUACGAAACUUUAGGCAUGACGCAAGUUAUAUUUACGAACGUAAUAAGUACAAAUGAUUUGAUUAUUUUCGAGUUUUAAAUACAGUUUUAGCUUCUGUAUUUUAGAUUUGGAGUUAACGGAAUUAAGUUAUUUGUUAUAAAAGUUAAAAGUAUAGUAAAUAGGUACAAGUAAUUUAAUAAAUCGUAUAAAAUAAUUGGUAUAUACAUUUCAUAAUAUUUUAAUAAAUAUUUAAUAUUCUAAUGCCGGAUUGCACAAAACAUUUAAUGAAUCAAUAGUGAGCUAAUGGUCCCUUAAACAAGAUUUAGUGGCCCGUGAUUGGUCCAUUAAAUUUUUAGUGAACCGUUAAAUUAAAAAAAUUGUUUACCUAUGCAACCCAGCAUAAAAGUUAAAAAUUAAAAGGUGAAAAUAAUAUUAUACAUACUUUUUUUUGGUAUCGUGAAACCGCUGCAGCGCGCUGACCCGUUGGAGAACUGCCUUCGCUUUGCUUUCCCAAAUAAUGUACAUACUAAACACUCUUUAUUGUCUCUCUUCUAAGAGUUACGAAUUUUCUAAAAAAAAAAAACCAUUUGGAUUACAAAGUUAACAUGACCUAUCCCAGUAUCCCCCGAUGAGUUUAUAUAUGAGUCCAAGUGGAAAAUAUCAAUAUAUCCAGUGAAGGUCACGGGUAAGAGUGAAUGAACCAAAGCGAAUAGGGGUAUAUCGCACAAAUAGAAUAUUGUAUUAUCAUUUAUCAAUUAUAUUAUCAUAUAAAUUGUAAAAUUGUUUUUUUUUAGUUAUAGAUUAAGCUAUUGUUUUUGGUUACAUAUAAAUUAUAAUAUAAUAUAUCAUACAUAAUAAUUGUCCUCAUUUUUUUUUUCAAAACCAUUAAUUUACUUAUUAUAUACCUAUUAUAUUGUAUUGUAUGAUAUUAUGGCACUGUAAGAUUAAUUAUAUAAUACGUAGAGAUAUCGUUAUUAUACAAUAUUAAUGUAAUCAUAUUGUGAUUAUAUAAAACACUAUUUGAGUUUUUAAAAAUGAUUCACUAUAUAGUGCUGUAAUUUACUUAUUUAAACCAUAUUUAUUAUGUAUGUCUAUAAAAAGUCUUAAAUUAUAUUAUU